This is a messenger RNA of Cydia fagiglandana, 4854 nucleotides long. RefSeq names its product long-chain-fatty-acid--CoA ligase 1. The record is from RefSeq and is a predicted model, not a curated record. Bases 183 to 2426 code for a protein of 747 amino acids. The transcript is spliced from 15 exons. Gene Ontology annotation, biological process: long-chain fatty acid metabolic process. Gene Ontology annotation, molecular function: long-chain fatty acid-CoA ligase activity. Gene Ontology annotation, cellular component: membrane; endoplasmic reticulum. NCBI's taxonomy places the organism in Eukaryota, Metazoa, Arthropoda, Insecta, Lepidoptera, Tortricidae.
GGCAUGAGCGCAUUGUCGCAAGGGCCGCCGCACCGGCCGCGCGUGAACGCAGGCGCAUACGCGAUCGAUCAGUGAUCUACGAUACUCGAGUGUUUGGUACGCUUUGUGUAUUAAGUGCCGAGGAAAAUGAUGUGCAAAUAAAGAAAAAAAACUAUGUGAAACUGUGAAUAAGAUCUACCAAAAUGGGAAGCGGGAAAUUCGGUUUCAAUGUUAAAAAGGACAAGGUGAACGCGGAAGAGGCUAAUAAGACUGAGUUUAGUGUUAAGGAUAGCAUUCGAAAGAUACAGAAGAAAUUAAAGAAGACUGAAAAACAAAAACAGAAGACUGAACAUGUCAAGGAGAAGACUAUUUGGUGGAACCAAUGCGGUGGUUUGAGCGAGAUCGACCAGUACCUAUGGAUGGUUGGAGGAUCAGCCGGCGCGCUGGCGCUGACGGGCGUCGCGGCCGCGUCGGCCUUCUACCUCAGCACCCGGCCCAAGCCAGAGAAGCCCCUCGUCACGCUGCACGAGCAGAGCCUACUUGAACCGGGUCCAGAAAUGGUCAGAGUGUCAAAAUUCUACAAAGAAGCAAAAAAUGGUCGAUAUCUUCGUUACCUUCACGAAGAUACGCGUACUCUGUACGAAACUUUCCGCCGAGGAGUUAAAGAAUCAAAUAAUGGCAACUGUCUCGGUUGGAGGGAAAGUCCAAAUAAGCCUUACGUGUGGCAGAACUACAAUGAGACCCUGCUGCGAGCGAAGAACUUUGGAUCAGGACUAUUAUGUCAAGGUCUUACACCGGGGCAAAACACAUUUAUAGGUAUAUACUCACAGAAUUGUCCAGAAUGGAUCAUGACAGAACAAGGUGCCUAUUGUUAUUCAAUGGUCAUAGUGCCACUGUACGACACGUUAGGAGCCAACGCAUGUGCCUUUAUUGUUAAUCAGACUGACAUGUCGCUCGUCGUUUGCGAAGACGACAAGAAAGCGAACCUGCUCCUGGACCAGGCGCCGCGGUGCCUGCGGAAGCUGAUCACCAUCAAGGAGGUGUCGCCCUCCACGCACCAGCGCGCCAAGAGCCGCGGCGUGGAGAUCAUCAAGUUCAGCGACGUCGAGUUCCAGGGGGCGCAGAAGGAUCACCCCUGUGUCCCGCCGAAACCUGAGAGCCUCUGCACGAUUUGCUACACAUCCGGCACGACGGGCAUGCCCAAGGGCGUGAUGCUGACCCACGAGAACGUGGUAGCGUCCAUGUGCAGCGUCAUUAUGCAGCUCGGCGAGCACCGGCCCGCCAAGACCGAUGUCAUGAUCUCCUUCCUGCCCCUCGCGCAUAUGCUGGAGCGAUGCUGUGAGAAUGCUCUAUACAUGGUAGGGGGAGCUGUCGGCUUCUAUAGCGGCGACAUCAGGCGGCUCGCCGACGACCUGCAGUGCCUGAAGCCCACGAUGAUGCCCGCGGUGCCGCGGCUCCUGAACCGCCUGUACGACAAGGCCCAGUCGGAGAUCUCCAGCUCCAAGAUCAAGAAGAUGCUCUUCAACAUGGCUUUGUCUGCGAAGGAAUCAGAGUUGAAGAGGGGCAUCAUCCGCGGGGACUCCAUCUGGGACAAGCUGGUGUUCCGCAAGGUGCGCGAGGGCAUGGGCGGGCGGCUGCGCAUCAUGGUGGUGGGGUCGGCGCCGCUCGCCGGCAACGUGCUCACCUUCGCGCGCUGUGCCCUAGGCUGCCUGAUCGUGGAAGGCUACGGUCAGACGGAAUGCACCGCGCCGGUGACUCUAACCGUUCAGGGCGACCACGUGCCUGAACAUGUCGGGCCUCCCGUCGCUUGUAACAAAGUGAAGCUUGUGGACGUGCCCGAAAUGGAGUACUACGCGGCGCAGGGGCACGGCGAGGUGUGCGUGCAGGGCGCCAACGUGUUCAAGGGCUACUUCAAGGAGCCCGAGAAGACCGGCGAGGUCAUCGACCACGACGGCUGGCACCACACCGGCGACAUCGGCAAGUGGCUGCCGAAUGGCACCUUGAAAAUCAUUGACAGGAGAAAACACAUUUUCAAACUAUCACAAGGCGAAUACAUAGUUCCUGAGAAAAUAGAAAAUAUAUACAUAAGAAGUCAAUAUGUCGAACAAAUAUUUGUACAUGGAGAAUCAUUGAAGUCGUGCAUAGUGGCGAUCGUGGUGCCCGAUGUGGACGUGGUGAAGUGCUGGGCGCUGGAGCGCGGCAUCAAGGGCACGUUCUCGGCGCUGUGCGAGAACCCCACCGUCAAGAAGAUGAUCCUCGACGACAUGCUGCAGUGGGGCCGCAACGCCUCGCUCAAGACCUUCGAGCAGGUAAAGGACAUCUACCUGCACCCAGAUCCAUUUUCAGUGCAAAACGGCCUACUGACCCCCACAAUGAAGGCGAAGAGGCCAGAGAUCAGGAACUACUUCAAACCUCAGAUAGAGGACAUGUACAAACAGCUCGAAUAACACUAGCAUACACUAGAUAAUUAUGUUUAUCACAAACUAUUUGUGACGUUGCAGCUACAAUGGGCUGUUUUAAUAAAAUAGAAGGGUUUGAUGAUAAAAUAAAAAUAAAUAUAUUAUUAGACGUAAGUGAACACACCGCUAUAAGUACUUCUGUUUUAUUAAAACAGUCCAAAUCAUUAGACUAAACUGUGAUGUAUAACAUCACUAUACUCUUUAGUAUCCUAUCACAGUACAAUGUGUUCUUUAUAAUUUUAGUCACUUUUCACUUUCUUAAUAAUAUCGUUUUACUCUUGAUAAGCGUAAAUCAGAAUGGCGGUGUCAUGGAAAAGUGUUGUGACAGUAUUUAAUGCUAUUUUUUAAACUGCUUCGAAAUGAUCACGAGGUACUAAGUCAAAAACAAUUCACUUAGGUAAAAUUAAGAAAUUUUAAGCCAAUGUAGGUUCUGAUAGUUUGGUAGUUACAUCACUUACAUCUGCUUUCCUUUUGAUAGCAAUAAUGAGGAGCGUUGUGCCUCGGACAGUCAAUUAAUGUCUUCAUCGCUUUUGUAUCUUUCUAGUGUUCUGAAUUAAUCACAAGCAAAUCCAGAAAAGACUAGUUUACUCAAAAUUGUCGUCGGUAUGAUGGCGGGCUGAUAAUUGAUUUCAUUUAAUACACAGAAGUUUUGCAAAACCGUCCGAAUUUCAAUGAGACAUUAUUAUAUACAUGAAAGAAAACAAAAAACUGUACCUACUCACCUAUAAUAUAUCAAUCCUAGUGUCAUCUGUUUAUCUCAGCAUUCUACCUUUCAAGACUAUCCUUAGAACAUAAAUAAUCAAUUACUUCAGUGAUAUGCAAUUCACUAACAAUAAUAGAUUAAAAUUAAUUAAAAUCAUAAGCAAUACUUUUGACAGGUUAGUAAAUGUAUGAGACGGAGGACAUAGAAAGCAUUUCCGGAAAUCUGCUUAGUGAUUUGGAAUAAUAUUACCAAGCGGCUUACGGAAAAUCUUCAUUUUAACCGAAUUUGAUAUGAAAUAACCCUUUUCCAAAACUAAGCCAUACUUGGUUUUGAUGUUUGUUCAUGACAAAUUUGAUUGAAGUGGACUUUUAUCGUUAAAGAAAGUUAUCAUAUAGGUAGGCUUUUUUUAUAGCUAUAGGGGGUAAUACAUUGUCGUGGCAAUUCAACGUUGAAGGAAAAAAGUGAGCACAUAAUACAUGUUAUCUAUAGGUACUGCGACUGCGACUUACUAAAAAAAAUCAAGACUAAUGCCCACAUUUUAGCUGUAACAUUUUUGGAAACAAUAUUCACUGCUUAGAGUCACAUUAUAAUACAAAUUGUAAUAAAUUUAUACAUAGAAAAAUUUCAUUUGGACAGUGCGUUUAGCUUGCGCUAUUUAUUUAAAUAUGUACUUAGAGUUUUAUUUCGCUGAAAAAUAAAUGCUAUAAAAUGUAGCAUGGACCCUUAACAUUUUUUCUCGUAAUAUCGGAUUCUUAAGUUUAAAUUGAAUUGUUAAAUAUGCCAUGAUUAUGCACAUACAAUUUUGGUAAUUUAUUUGUGACUUACCAUGAGUUUUAUAGCUUAUUUUCAGUGUAUGAAAUCAAUAUACAUAUAUAUGUGACCUUGUAAAGUAUUGUAAGUAGGGAUACUCGUAUGAAAGCUGUGCCUUCUACCAUCCUUCAACGAAAGCUUCUGUGUAAUGUAUUGCAACCAUUUUUGUGUUUAUACCCGGCGUAUUUACUGUGAAUAUUACCUAUCUACGAUUAUAAAAUAACAUAGAUCAGCCUCAGCGUAUGUUAAGAACAAAAGCAAGUUUUGAAAAAGAAAAAUGAAAAGUUAACGCUGGUUAGUAAAACACAAAAAUAGAUGCAAAGUUUACGACAACAUUUGUACAGAAAAAUUAACAAAAAACUAAGAGGCGAAAGUAGAUAUUAACAGUAACAAGUUAACUGUCCAUCGAUGGACCUUUUAUGUUAUUGCAAAAAAAAUCGAAACAACAGUUGAUGACGGUACCUAUUUUAAUUUUAGAUUUCUAUCUAAAUAUGUUAUUGGCGUUAUUGCUGAGUGGAUUUAAGUGAUCUGUGAACUAGCGGGUGAAUCUCUUUAUGUUUGAUCAUUAUUAAACUGUCGACUGACUUAUUUUUAAAUUGUGUGGUAUAAUAUUGUUUUUAACCUAAGUAAAGAUUAAAAUAAAUAGUUAUAUAAGAAAGCAAGUCAGUCGACAGUUUAAAAGUAGAUGUUGGCCGUAUAUCUCCUUAAAGUAAUUGAAAUGUUGGAACAUGUGUAGGUCAAAAUAUUCGCACUUUGUUAGUAUAAUUUUAUAUCGUGUAUGCUAUCCGAUUGGUUCAGCUUUGGGCGGAACGCCGGGCGCGUUCAUGUUGUUCAAACCAAAAUUUUGUUGUUAUUGGUGCAAGUUGCUACAAUAAUUUAUUUUUAAUAAAAAUUUAAAUAAUU